UGUCAUCUACACCAUCGAACAUAAUUUCCAUUGUCGAUUACAUCUCAACUUUUUCAAAACGUUGUCCAUCUUCUAGCUGUUCAGUUCAAUCAAAAGAAAUAGAGAAAUGAGUUCAACAAGCAAAGCUUGGGCUGUUGCCACUAGUAUUGCAGCUGUGGAGGCUUUGAAAGAUCAAGGAUUUUGCAGAUGGAACUACACAAUAAGAUCACUAUACCAACAUGCCAAGAACCAAGGCAAGUCAUCCUCUCUGCCCAAGAAGCUCUCUUCUCCAGUUUCUACUGUGGUUGCAAGUAAAGUAAGAGAAAAUCAGAAAGCAAGGCAAUCCGAGGAGUCACUGAGGCAGGUCAUGUACUUAAGUUGCUGGGGUCCUUACUAGCUAGGCAGUAAACUACCAGCAAGUAACUAUGGCCAUGCAUGGACUGGUUGCAGCAUAGAGACAAUCGAAGUCUUUCCAAGAGAGACUCAUUUGGAGAAACAUGACAAGGCCGACUUCUUAUGGCGAUGGACGCUGGAACCCAUCAACGAUUAUUCAGCUUCUUUUGAAUGUUAUGCUCUAGCAAUAUAUGUUUCAACCUAUUGUAGUCCCAAUGAAUUGCUGAAUGAUGGGAGCAAAUUCCUUCCAUUGCUGCAACAAUUUGCAAGUGAUGUAAAUUGUAAUUUUUCAGAAUGAAAUGGCAUUUAAAAUGAA
Messenger RNA from Populus trichocarpa (black cottonwood), 688 nucleotides. RefSeq lists its product as uncharacterized. NCBI's taxonomy places the organism in Eukaryota, Viridiplantae, Streptophyta, Magnoliopsida, Malpighiales, Salicaceae. The record is from RefSeq and is a predicted model, not a curated record. Bases 107 to 376 code for a protein of 89 amino acids. The transcript has a single exon.